Molecule: messenger RNA, 1419 nt
Organism: Zygotorulaspora mrakii
Lineage: Eukaryota; Fungi; Ascomycota; Saccharomycetes; Saccharomycetales; Saccharomycetaceae
Gene: GAS5
Product: 1,3-beta-glucanosyltransferase
Exons: 1
Coding region: 1-1419 (472 amino acids)
Biological process (GO): fungal-type cell wall (1->3)-beta-D-glucan biosynthetic process
Cellular component (GO): fungal-type cell wall; cytoplasm
Molecular function (GO): 1,3-beta-glucanosyltransferase activity
Source: RefSeq, a predicted model, not a curated record
AUGGUUUCAUUCGCUUCAUUUGUAGGCCUUCUAUUUUUGGUUGGAUUUGCAAGGUGUGCUAAUGACACUAACAGUUCAGCAAUCAAUAUAACCGGCAACGCUUUCUUCAAUUCAGCAACUGGUGAAAGAUUUUAUAUCAGAGGUGUUGAUUACCAGCCAGGUGGGUCUUCGAAUUUGACAGAUCCGUUAGCUUCUCCUACUAUCUGCAGAAGAGAUAUUCCAGUCUUCCAAGAAUUGGGCAUCAACACAAUUAGAGUCUAUACCGUUGAUAAUAGUUUAGACCAUCAAGAAUGCAUGGAAAUGCUACAGCAUGCAGGCAUAUAUUUAAUCCUUGAUGUCAAUACACCUGAUAGUUCAAUUUCUCGUAGCAACCCAAAUUGUUCCUAUAACACUGACUAUUUGCAGAGCAUCUUUGCAACUGUGGAUGCCUUCGCCAAUUAUGACAAUGUCCUUGGAUUCUUUGCUGGAAAUGAAGUUAUCAACCAGGUGAAUAACACCUAUACCGCACCAUAUGUGAAAUCUGUUGUGAGAGAUAUGAAGAGGUACAUCAGAACUAGAGGCUAUAGGAGAAUUCCUGUUGGGUACUCGGCCGCUGAUAUAUCUUCUAAUAGACAACUAGUUGCGGAAUACUUCAAUUGCGGUGAUGAUGCAGAUGCUAGAAUUGAUAUGUUCGGUGUCAAUGACUAUUCAUGGUGCGGUAGAUCUUCAUUUCAAGUUUCGGGAUACUCUACUAAGAUGCAAAUUUAUCAGGAUUAUUCGGUUCCCAUUUUUUUGAGUGAAUUCGGAUGCAAUGAGGUUCCCAGUUCAAGACCGUUUACUGAAAUUGGCUCCAUUUAUUCUUCUCGGAUGUCUUCGGUUUUCUCUGGUGGUUUGGUGUAUGAGUACUCUAAUGAAGAUAACAGAUACGGUUUGGUUCAAAUUGAAAGUGAAACUGAGGUUACCAGGUUACCAGACUUCUAUAAUCUGAAAUAUGAAUAUGGUAACACUUCCAACCCUUCUGGCGGCGGCGGUUACUCGACGUCAAAUGAUCAUUCUAGUUGCCCAGAUUAUGAUGCAGGUACAUGGGAAGCAAAUAACACUAUUCCAGAGAUGCCCAGUGCUGCCUCUGCUUAUUUUAGAAGUGGAGCAGGUGCUGCGCAAGGAACUGGGUUCCUCACUCAAGAUAGUUGUUAUAACGAUGCCUCUGACAAUGAUGACGACUCCUCCUCGAGUUCAUCUUCAUCAUCAUCCUCAUCAUCAUCCUCUUCUUCUACUUCCUCAGCUGCUUCUUCAAGCGGGAUUUCCAGUUCUUCCGCAACUCCAUCAUCAUCAUCAUCAUCUUCCAGAGAAAGUUCAAGCAGUUCAAGAGGUUCGGCAGCAGUUCUAGAGACUCCCUUAUUCUUCCAAAUAAUAUGCGAAAUGUUCAACAUGAUGUUCUAG